Messenger RNA from Paraglomus brasilianum, 307 nucleotides. Lineage: Eukaryota; Fungi; Glomeromycota; Glomeromycetes; Paraglomerales; Paraglomeraceae. The record is from the annotation of a GenBank genome assembly.
CCUUCAUAGAGGAGGCCGCGUUCAUAGAGGAAAGGAGGCCACGUUCGUAGAGGAGGAGUCCACGUUUGUAGAAGAGGCCGCGUUCGUGGAUAAUGGACCCGUAGCAGGGUACAUCAUAACCAACAGGUUCUUUGCUCCAGGCUCCCCUGGCGUUGAACAUCUCCAUGAUGGCCUGGAUGUGAGGAAUCCUGCGGCGAUGAGAGCCCUCUCCGCUCGCAGUUCGAACUCUAUGGCUGCCUUCAUAAUUCUACGGCGUUCGUGGGCAGCCAACGCUUCUGCACUCCCGGCUUGGUUCGUCGGCUCCUAG